This is a messenger RNA of Physeter macrocephalus (sperm whale), 273 nucleotides long. RefSeq names its product non-histone chromosomal protein HMG-17-like. The transcript has a single exon. Gene Ontology annotation, molecular function: nucleosomal DNA binding. Gene Ontology annotation, cellular component: chromatin; nucleus. Bases 1 to 273 code for a protein of 90 amino acids. The record is from RefSeq and is a predicted model, not a curated record. NCBI's taxonomy places the organism in Eukaryota, Metazoa, Chordata, Mammalia, Artiodactyla, Physeteridae. Gene Ontology annotation, biological process: chromatin organization.
AUGCUCAAGAGAAAUGCUGAAGGGGGUGCUAAAGGAGAUAAAGCCAAGGUGAAGGACAAACCACAGAGAAGAUCAGCAAGGUUAUCUGCUAAACAUGCUCCUCCAAAGCCAGAGCCCAAGCUUAAAAAGGCCCCUGAAAAGAAGGGAAAGAAGGUACCCAAAGGGAAAAGGGGGAAAGCUGAUGCUGGCAAGGCUGGGAAUAACCCUGCAGAAAAUAGAAAUGUCAUAACAGACCAGGCACAGAAAGCUGAAGGUGAUGGAGAUGCCAAGUGA